UCGUGCGCCGUCGACGCGAUGCGCACGCAGUUGGACUAGCAGAGAGAGUGCCGGCGGUGCGCAUGAUCCCCUUUGUGUUAUUUUCGGCGAAAUAUCGCUCGCGAGAGAGGAGGACAGGCAAUAGAGAGAGAGAGAGAGAGAAGGAGUGCGCACGAGUGAAGCUUUAAAUAGGACCGGGCCGGGUGACGAGGAAGCCAGUUCGUUUAAACGAUUCCGUUACUUUGCACGCAUGUUGGAGCACCGCACUAUCUUCGACAUGCCGGCCGAGUGCAUCGCCAAUCCGCUCCAGCGGGAACUGGCAGACUCGAUAAUCCGCAUGCAGCCGCUGGACGAGAUCCGCAUCCUGUUGGCCUGCGGCGCCAAGCCGAACGAGCCGGUGACCCAGGGCCUGAGGCCGCUGCAUUACGCGGUCUGGCAGCGCUACACCGACGCCGCUCAGCUACUGCUCGUACGUGGAGCGGACAUUGACGCGACCGACGAGUGCGGCUAUUCGGCCUUGCAUCUCGCCGCCGAACACGGCUAUCACGAGCUGGUCAAGCUGCUGCUCAAGUGCGGCGCUAAGGUCGAGCAUAGGGAGGAUACGCCCGAACCCUUUCCCAGAACGAUGCUGUGCGACGAGCCACUUCGACUGGCCCUCCGCAACCACCACAUCGACGUGGCGAAGACGCUGUUGGAGGCUGGGGCCAAUCCCAACAAGCGCUACUUCUUCGGCUCCGAGAUCAAUCUCGUCUCGCCUCUCGAUCUCGAGUGUAUGGAAUUGCUGCUGGCUUUCGGUGCCCAUCCCAAUACCAGGGAUCGCGCGGGACUCACGCCGCUCAUGAAAGCUGCCCGAUUACCACAGAAAGUGUUAGCUUUCGAAAAGUGGUACAACAAUGCCUUCUCGAUGUUCAGCGGACCGGCCGAACUUUUACUUGGCUCCACUCGCGAGGUCGCUAGGCGUCGUGCCGCCGGCGGUGCAGAAGGUCACGCCACGGAAUUAGGCAUAUCGUCGGUUCUGCUGCUGCUCAGUUACGGAGCGGACGUGAACGCGAUGGCUGACGCUCGUCACGACUACCGCACGGUUCUCCACUACGCUAUACUCGGCGGCGACCCCCAGGUCAUCAACCUCUUGCUGAAACAGGGCGCCAGCCUGGAUCUCGGAGCCGAUUAUCAGAAACCCACCGCACUCGAUCUCGCCAUACUCAAGGGCGAUCCGUCGAUCGUUGAGAUGCUGCUCGAAGCUGGCGCCGACGUGAACGCCACGUCGCCGAUAAUCGGUUCGCCCCUCCACGUCGCCUGCGCCGACAACAUCCCUAACCGGCUGGAGAUCCUGAACAUGUUGCUGGAACGAGGCGCCGAUCCGAACCUCGUGAUCCGCAGCGAAGAGGGUCUCUCCCUUCGUCCAGUCCUCGCGGAGUACGUGGCCUCGAACGAGAAUCCCGCGGUCGAGGUUGUCUCGCUCCUCCUGAAGUACGGCGCCAGAGUCGUGAUAAAAACGCAGUUCCGCGACCCACACGGGAUCCUCAAUUCGCUACAGAACACCGCGGACAAACCGAGACUCCUGCAAGCUCUGCUCGACGCUGCGGAGAGCUUUGACCCCUGUAUGAUCCGCAGAUCGUCAAGUCUGACCGACGCUCAGAAGGCUCUGGUCAUGGAAGCCGCCAGGACACCUUUGCCCCUGACUCAUCAAGCUCGGCUCAUCGUGCGCAAGAUGUGCGGUCCAAAGCUCACCAAAGUCGUCACCAGGCUUCAGCUGCCGCAGAGCCUUCAUCGAUACCUGCUCUAUGACUUUUACUGAGACCUCCGUUGGAAUAUUACACGUGUAACUAUAUAUACCGCACUGAUUAUCCUUAUCUUAUUCACGUAUGUAUAACACGCACUUUUUCUAUAUAUAUGAUGAUGAUGAUGACGAUGACGAGGAUCGUUUCGAUCGUCCGUUUUUCGUAUACUCUUUGUCAGCUCGUGCGCGUCUAUUAUGUACUUUUAUCGAUGCCAAAAAAACAUCCGUCUCAUUUGCUUUUAGAUAUUGUGAUACCCGAGCGAAUUAUUUACGCGCAUAGAGCGAAUUAGCGAGAUAUAUAAUUAUGUAGCGAGUAUACACUGAAAAAAAAAACAAAAAAAAAACACAGUCGUUUCUGCUGUAAAGUCCGGUAGUUUUAACCGUUCUGCCACCGUAACGACUGUUCAGCAAGAACAACGGUGAGCCACUGGUAGUUUUGGCGAGUCGCGACUCGUAAAAUUGGUCGCUUACGCGGGACACACCAGCAAAAACGACCGAACUGAUUCUUUAAAACUGCUGAACACUACGGUAAUCUUGGCGAGUCUUCGUACAAUGACGGAUUACUGGUGCGAGUUCAGUUAAAAUGACUGUGUCUUUUUUUUUCAGUGUAUGCAAAGUUGAUACGGCGCCUGACGCGAUUGUGUGAUUUGUUCGGUUUCGUGCAGCGUCGUCAAAAGCGUCGUUCUGUACUGACCCUAGUAUUAUAUACUAUAUACGAUAUAUUGUUAUUAUUAUUAUUAUCAUUAUUUAUAUUAUUCGUAUUGUAUUCGGCAUUAUACAUAUUUAACGAGUAGUUUUACGACUUUUCCAAAGACCAGAGCUUUGUCGAAAUUGUGCGUUAUUUCGUGUAACGCCAAGUCGAGACAAAAUAUUGACGCAUAUAUGUAACAGUCAUUUUGUACCUAUUUGUAUGUACAAUAAACAUGUAUUGAAUACGUUCGUACUACAAGACAAACAACAGUAUUUGAAGAAUAAAAAUAAUCGUGAACCCA
Nasonia vitripennis (jewel wasp) is the source of this 2751-nucleotide messenger RNA. RefSeq names its product ankyrin repeat and SOCS box protein 8. NCBI's taxonomy places the organism in Eukaryota, Metazoa, Arthropoda, Insecta, Hymenoptera, Pteromalidae. Gene Ontology annotation, cellular component: cytoplasm; nucleus. Gene Ontology annotation, molecular function: protein binding. The coding region runs from base 230 to 1777 and encodes 515 amino acids. The transcript has 6 exons. The record is from RefSeq and is a predicted model, not a curated record.